CAAUACGACGAUCGAGAUAAACGAGAGAGAGCAUAGUCUAUUUCCUGUAAAAACUGAAUCUCAACAAAACUAAGGCUGGCAAUCGAGAGUUCCGUUGUAAACUGCGGUGUUACAAUUUCGGGAAAGUCAUCUAUUUUUAAUUCAGGCAUUCAGAAUGUUUUUAUGAGUUCUUCCUGUGCAUUUUUCCGGUAAUAUAGCAUUUCUUUUGAGUAGAAUGCAUUUAUUUCGAAUUUAUUUAUUUAAUCUGGAUUUACAUCAACAAAAGUCUUGGUGACACCUUCAAACUGAACUAGACUCUAGCGAUCCUCUGUUAUUGUAGAUAUAGAGACUUUUUACGCAUUGAAUUUCUAGAACGCGCCUUAAAAAAAUGUAAAUGUGAUAGAGAAGAUGGCUUUCCGAGUCGUCAAUGACCUUCUACUCCUUUGUUUACUUCAGAUUUUGAACGAUUUCAACGGAAUAUAUGGCUCACCGAAUCGGCGGCUUCAGCGAUCAAAGUCUUUCAAUGGAAACUUACCCUAUCUUGAAAACUCAAUACUACACGAGAAUUUGUUUGGACAGCGUAACCAAAUCCGUGAAUCCUCCCUUGUGGGAAAAACUGCGGGUAAAUCGCAACAGAUGGAAGAUUUAUUCAAACUUAAAGACAAUAGAGAUGGAAAUUCGCCGAUCAACUUGAAGAAAUUGCUAAACAGGGUUUAUCUCGAAGGCAAAUCGACUAAAAAAGUGUAUUCUUCGCAGGAAUCAACACCAUCAUAUGCUCAAUCUGUUCGAAAUUUUAACAAGGACUAUGUAUUUCGAGCCGUUGUUUACGACGACAACUCGAACGCUUACGCAGUAGCGUACUCUCCAAAGGAAUAUUCAGAAACUAAUUGGUACAUCACCUCUGUGGCCGGGGCCGUCAUAUUGGUGGUUGUUGUGGCCCUCUGCGUCCAUCUCCCUUGGGGUUGCCUGUGGAGGCGCCAACGAAGUGAACAUGAUGUCGGUUGUCCCAUUACAGCCUCAGAGAAACGAAUAUGCGGAAAAUGCAUGCUGCACAGAGAUGCCACAAAAACCAUGACCUAUAGCGAAAAACCGCAUCAAGCCAGCGUUACCAUGGCCACUAGUGACAGACACUAUCGAGCAGGUUCAGGAAACUUGUAUUCACAGAACUCUUUGCCGCAUAACAAUAAACAAUCUGGGAAAUUAAAUCAAGCUAAAAGUAAAGUAUCCAGCUUGUUUAAGGGAUCACACGGAAGCCACUCCUACGAACCCGCGAAAUAUCGAUACAAACGUCUCAGAGCUACAGAAAAAGAGCAAUCACAGCACACCAACUAUGAACCUGAAUGGACGAGUAUCGGUGCGUUCUUAAAUCGAAGACCCAGCUCUUACGGAAGCACUAGAGAAUCUAAGGAGAAAUUUGUGGAUCGCUACGGAAGACGGUCACGCGAUUCACUGGACGCAGACGACGAAGUGGUAGAGUAUGCUCUUAAACUCCGCCCCCGGAGACGUCAGAUGAUAGAGCUGCAGGAGUUCCCCCUGGGAUUCUCGAAGAGCUAUCUAAACAUCGAUUUAGAGUCUGACCCCGGGGUUGUUUUUGACCCAUGCCGGGAUCAAUUGUUCAGGAAGAAGACUAAGGCCUCCGACAGAUUGACUUUCUCCGACUCCGAUUUAAGAAAGCUUUCCUGUAUGGACAAACUUGGAACAUACAAUGAUUCAGAAAAUCUGUUUGAUGGUGGAAAACGAAGGAAGAGCAGUUUGAAAACAAGAUCUAGAAAAGGGAAAGGAAAUGCAAAAGUGGUGACCUUCUUUCCAUCCAACUUAAGCUACGAUGCACAAUUUGUUCAAAUUCCUCCAAGAAGUAAAAUGGCGGAAACUGGGGAGGGAGAAUUCGAGAAACGUUUUAUUGCUCCUCAUCGCGAACCUCAUGAUGGUUUUAAACGCGUUGACACCAAGGCCACGCCCAGCUUCAACCAGACCAAGGCUGUUUAUGAUGAUCUGGCGAAAAUCGUUGGAGACACAAAAGAUGAGUUUCCUUUUACUGACAGCCAAAAGGCAAAAAUCAAAGAACAUGCCGUAGAUUGCGACACGCAUGCGCAAAGUUUCUACAUGGAGGCUAAGAGAGAUGAAAUGCUACAGGCACGUGACUGUGCCAGCUCCUACGUAAAUUACGGCUGCAGAUCUUCCACAGAAGUAUUAACUGAAUCUAAAGAAAAACUACCCAGAGACGAAGAAAAUGAACGAGAUUUGACUAAUAAUUUUGAUUCGUUUUCAAGUUCAUUUUCUGAUUUGCGUAAAAAUGAUCUCGGUUACAAGCCGGAGCCAUUAGCUGGAUUGCUCUCCCCAGUUCGCAGAGCUAAUCCAAAGGGAGGCAGCAUAAAGGGUAUUAUGACGUCACAGGCUGCGGGAGACUUGGUUUGUGUAAGUUCAUACGUACAACCGCUGAGUAUGAGGUGCUCCAUGAAAGCAGUCUCCAUGUCCAGCGGAUGCAAUAUCUAUCAGCCUCAACUUGAUGAUACGAGGCCAUUUCAAUCCAACAAAUCACAGAGUGACUUUGAACAGGAAGUGUUGUUUAUGGAGAAAACUUCAUGUUAUGAUAACCUUCAGCAAUAUCCUGAAAAGGAAACGAGAACUGAGAGCUGAAAGGUUGUAUCAUGAAAUCAUGGGCUGCACUAUUGUUUUUGCGAAAAUGUGAUUGUCAGUGACUUGACAGUUUAGACCAAAAUCAUUUCUGGCCAUAAGGAUUAUUGUUUCCAACGAAAAAUUUCCAAUUUCAGUGGCUAUUUUAGAGGAGACCUCUUUGGCCACGAUCAGAUAAAAACGAUCAGAAAUUUGAAAAUUUAGGAUCAAAUUGGCAAGUUUGACAAGUUCUUUCUCACCAGGUCUGGCUGAGACUAAAUGAGAUUUAACGUCAAAGGAUCAUGAACGUACGCAUCUCCCAAAGCUCGUGUUUUAGGAAAUAA
Molecule: messenger RNA, 2936 nt
Organism: Pocillopora verrucosa
Lineage: Eukaryota; Metazoa; Cnidaria; Anthozoa; Scleractinia; Pocilloporidae
Source: RefSeq, a predicted model, not a curated record